This is a messenger RNA of Oncorhynchus gorbuscha (pink salmon), 7671 nucleotides long. Its product is annotated as nascent polypeptide-associated complex subunit alpha, muscle-specific form-like. The transcript is spliced from 12 exons. The record is from RefSeq and is a predicted model, not a curated record. Lineage: Eukaryota; Metazoa; Chordata; Actinopteri; Salmoniformes; Salmonidae. Gene Ontology annotation, molecular function: protein-lysine-acetyltransferase activity. Bases 511 to 6717 code for a protein of 2068 amino acids. Gene Ontology annotation, biological process: mitotic sister chromatid cohesion. Gene Ontology annotation, cellular component: nucleus; chromatin.
UUUAGUGACGAAUGUGUUUAUUUUAUAGUUUUACUAUAGGACUACGUAUCAUAACAAAUGACGAGACGUGAUUUAGUUAAGCAUUUUUGUUUCUUGCAAAUUUUAGCUAGCUAACAUUAUUAGCUAGCUUGGUACGACACUAGGCUGUAGCCAAUUCUUAAGUGUCAACGUUAUCGACUGAAAAGCAGUGAUUUGCUUGCAAUCUAUUCAUUAUCAACUAACUGGCGUCCUAAUCUUUACCUGCAUUGUGAAUGGACGUGAGUUUGAUCAUUGGAGUAACUAGAUAGGUGGCUAGAUAGAUAGCUAAGUAGCUAGCUUUCUUGUUAUUGUUGCAGCUAACAACAUUAGCUAGCUUGCUAACUGUCUAGCCAUCCACUUAGCUGAUGCGCUCAUUACAGCAGGCUAGCUAGUUAGUUUUCGUGCUGUACUUAGCUAGGUUACAUAUUCCAAUUACUAGCUUUAUAGGCUACAGUACAAGAUUUGAGCAAUAACCACAUACCACGCUUCGAAAUGCCUGCCCCUAAAAGACAACAGACUUCUCAGGAUCCUCAAACUAAGAGAAGAAAGUUGGAUCAGAAUGAAGUGGCCAUGCCAUCUAACAAAAUGACACCAGCUGCUGCAACAUCAAGCAAGCCCCAUAGAGAAGGACCUUCACAGAGAAGGAGUAAGAAAAAGUCCCCAGCACAACGAAAAGACAGAAAUAAACCAUCAAAGUCCGGCCGUCAUUCCUCCAAGACAAGAUCAGCCCAAAAGGCCACCACAAGGACCAAGUCCAAUCCCCCUGUCAAGAAUGCUAAGCUGCCGAAAGCCACAAGUACCUCAUCAAAUAAUCCCAACUCUAAAGGAACCCUAAAAAGAUCAGCCAAGAUCUCAAAAACAGCUUCCACAGAGUCAGACGAGGAGCUUAUCAGAACUCGCAAACCCGAUUGCAUCAGAAAAUACUCUAAUGGGGAUAGAGGUAAGCGUAAAGGGGCACAGACUAACCCAAAUGAAGCAGCCUUACCCUCAGACCCUGUGCAAAUGGAUCACAAUUAUGGUAUACCACCUGCAUCUCGUGGUAGUCACUCUGAAUGUGAUCAAAGUCAAACGAAGGGAGUCGCAGAGUCCACCAGAAGCCCAGAGAGCCAGAUAGAUGUAAAGAUGGGAACUCCAGCAUCUUCAGUGAAGGCUUCAGAUCCCGUACCUAAACAACCUGAGCAGGUGAACCAGAGCAGUGAGACACAGGAGAUGCAGGGAAAUUCUGUGACUACUCCUACAGAUGAAGUUAAUGAGAGUGUAGAGACCAAGCCUGAAACACAAAUAAUGUCUCCCGCUAUGUUAGCAUCCUCUGAGAAAGCUUCAGACCCCAUCCUUGAGCAGUUGAACCAGAGCAGUGAGAUGCAGGGAGAUUCUGUGACUACUCCUACGAAUGAAGUUAAUGGGAGUGUGGAGACCAAGCCUGACACACAAAUAAUGUUUCCUCCUGCUAUAUUAGCAUCCUCUGAGAAAGCUUCAGACCCCAUCCCUGAGCAGUUGAACCAGAGCAGUGAGACACAGGAGAUGCAGGGAGAUUAUGUGACUAUUCCUACAGAUGAAGUUAAUGAGAGUGUAGAGACCAAGCCUGAUACACAAAUAAUGUCUCCUCCCGCUAUAUUAGCAUCCUCUGAGAAAGCUUCAGACCCCAUCCAUGAGCAGUUGAACCAGAGCAGUGAGACACAGGAGAUGCAGGGAGAUUAUGUGACUACUCCUACAGAUGAAGUUACUGAGAGUGUAGAGACCAAGCCUGACACGCAAAUAAUGUCUCCUCCCGCUAUAUUAGCAUCCUCUGAGAAAGCUUCAGGCCCCAUCCAUGAGCAGUUGAACCACAGCAGGAAGAUGCAGGGAGAUUCUGUGACUACUCCUACAGAGGAAGUUAAUGAGAGUGUAGAGAUCAAGCCUGACACACAAAUAAUGUCUCCUCUCGCUAUAUUAGCAUCUUCUGAGAAAGCUUCAGACCCCAUCCCUGAGCAGUUGAACCAGAGCAGGAAGAUGCAGGGAGAUUAUGUGACUACUCCUACAGAUGAAGUUAAUGAGAGUGUAGAGACCAAGCCUGACACACAAAUAAUGUCUCCUCCCGCUAUAUUAGCAUCCUCUGAGAAAGCUUCAGACCCCAUCCAUGAGCAGUUGAACCAGAGCAGUGAGACACAGGAGAUGCAGGGAGAUUAUGUGACUACUCCUACAGAUGAAGUUACUGAGAGUGUAGAGAAUAAGCCUGACACACAAAUAAUGUCUCCUCCCGCUAUAUUAGCAUCCUCUGAGAAAGCUUCAGAUCCCAUCCAUGAGCAGUUGAACAAGAGCAGUGAGAUGCAGGGUGUUCAGGAAGGUUCUGUGAUCACCCCUACAGUUCAAGUUAAUGAGAGUGUAGAGAGCAAGCUUGAUGCAUGUAUCAAGUGUGCAGACCCUGUAUCUGAACAGAGCACCAAGAUGCAGGAAAAUGCGACGACCACCCCUGCAGGUCUUGUUGAGGAACGUCUAGAGACUAAGGUCAAUGCGGAAAUAUUAUCUCCUCCAGCUAAAGGCCUGGUAGCAUAUAGCAGCAGUAGUGAUUCCGAAUGUGAAAGUGAGGAAAAUGAAAGGAAGGCAGUCGAAGAGUCAAGAGAUGUGACAAUGGAAACUCAAGUAUCUUCAGAGAAGGUUACAGACCCUGUACAUGAACAGGUGAAGCAGAGCAGUACGAGCCAGCAGAUACAGGAAGAUUCCAUGACCACCUCUACAUAUGAAGUUCGUGAAGGUCCCAUGACCACCCCUAGUGAGAGUGUAGACACCAAGCUUGAUACAAAUAUAAAGUCUCCAUCUAUAGAAGCGUUUUCAGAGGACGCUUCAGACCCUGUCCCUGAACAGGUUAAUCAGAUAUGCAUCGAAAUAGAGGAUAUGCAGAAGAAUUCCAUGACCACCUCUCCAGAUGAAGUAGUUGAACAUUUAGAUACCAAGCUUGAUGCAAAAAUAGAUAUCCCUCCACCUCUAGAAGUGUCCUUUGAGGAGACCCAUACAGUUGAAGUCAGUGAGAGUGCAGGAACCACGCUUGAUGCACAUAUAAAGGGUCCACACCCUGCAACUGUACAUGUGAUGCAGAGCACUGAGAUGCGGGAAGAUUCUGCGCCCACCCCUGCAGAUCAAGUUAGUGAGAGUUUAGACACCAAGCUUGAUAUCGAAGUAAAAUCUCCUCCGCCCGUGGAAGUAGCCUCAGAAGAGACUUCAGACAAUGUCUCAGAACAGGUGAAGCAGAGUGCUGAGAGACAGGAGGUCCAGGAAGAUACCAUGACCAUCCCUACAGAUAAACCUCGGGAAAGUUUAGAGACAAUGUCGGGUGCUAAGAUAAAGUCUCCACCCCUAGAAGCACUUUUCAGUGCUCUGAAGGAGUCCAGUCUUUGCAAACACCCUCUGUCUGACACAAUGCGCUCAAAUGUCAAAGAGUUUCUGGAAGUAGAGGAUUCCUUAGAAAUCAUGAAUAAAGACUGUGACUUUGGUGUGACGGAGAGCAUUGAGUGUACCUUAGACCUGGAGACCCCGAUUAUUGUUGAGGAUAUGGAGAUCGGUCACUGUGUUGUGGAGGUGGUGGGAGAGAAUGGGGAAGAUGUGGAUAUGGAUAGUGAUCUGGAAAUCAUAGACAACUCUAAGGAGGUGCCAGAGAAGACAGUCCAGCUAACCAAAGGGUCUGAAGAGGAUUUCCGUCUAGAUAACAGUGAAGCUGGUACUGAAAACAAAGGCACACGUUCCUCUAACCAAGACAGCACAAAUAGUGGCAAGAAGGAAGUUGCCAAAAAGACACAGUGUAGCCCGGAAAAACCUAAGAAACAGCAGAUGAACCCUCAGGCUCGGACUAAAGCCCGACUAGCGGCGCUAGCUGAGCAAAAGGCCGCCGCCUCCAAAAAAGCGAGCAGGCAGCUCAACCUCCUUGCCUUAUGUGAGGAAAUAGCGGACGAUAUCGCCACGGACACCAUGCUAUUAAAGACGGAGGAAGAGGAUGAGCAGGUUGUAACGGUUGAGGCUGAACCCAGCAAGGAGCCAGAAUGCCCACAGCCUUUCACACAAACUGAGACUGUCCCUAUCCCUCCAACUCCUGCCGGGCCCAAGGAGCCCUCUACCCCAGUAGCACCCGUUGCUGCAGUUUCUGCUCCAGCCAAGCCCCCAGCUCCAGAGACACCACAGAGGCGCUUCUUCAUCAGUCAAGUGACGGUGCCCCUCAAAAUCCACGAGAAGAAGAAGCUUACCAGGUUCCAGAGGCUGCGGCAGGUGGAGCUGCAGCGGGAGAAGAAUAUGUCCUGGACCAUGGUGAAGAAGCUCAAGUCCGAUCAGGCCAAUCAGAAGAUGUUUCCGGAGACAGAGGUUAAACCUGCCCCCCCAUUACUGUCCACUCCAGCAGUAGCAGCACCCAUCCCAGUGACCACAACACCCUCACCCCCCUCAGCCAGUCCAGCAGCACCCACAGUAACUGCACCCUGUCCUACCCCAUCCGCAGCCAGCCCAGCAGUAACCCCUAAGCUUGAGCCCCCCAAAGUUGAGCCCCCCAAAGUGACCCCAAGUAAGGGACCCACCCUUAGAAAGAGGACACUUCCAGCAGUACCCCCGCCGAUGCCCAACGGGCUGAAAGCUCAGAAGGCCAAGCCUGUGGCGGAGUAUAAGCCUUACAAAGCCAGGCCCAAGUACUCUUUUGAUGACUUUCAACUGGAUGACGAGCCGAAACCCACAGUGCAGAAGGCAGUAUUACCGACCGUGCAGAGGACAGCAUUGAGACCUACAUCUACCACCAUUCCGAAGGCAGCAGUGACACUUACGACAGCGGCCAAACAUGAGGACUCAAAACCUACCGGCCAGAAGACAGCAGUGCCUACCAUGCAGAAGCCAGGAGUACCUACCGGCCAGAAGACGGCGGUACCUACCGGCCAGAAGACGGCGGUACCUACCGGCCAGAAGACGGCGGUACCUACCGGCCAGAAGACGGCGGUACCUACCGGCCAGAAGACGGCGGUACCUACCGGCCAGAAGACGGCGGUACCUACCGGCCAGAAGACGGCGGUACCUACCGGCCAGAAGACGGCGGUACCUACCGGCCAGAAGACGGCGGUACCUACCGGCCAGAAGACGGCGGCACCUACCGGCCAGAAGACGGCGGCACCUACCGGCCAGAAGACGGCGGCACCUACCGGCCAGAAGACGGCGGCACCUACCGGCCAGAAGACGGCGGCACCUACCGGCCAGAAGACGGCGACACCUACCAUGCAGAAGACGGCGACACCUACCAUGCAGAAGACGGCGACACCUACCAUGCAGAAGACGGCGACACCUACCAUGCAGAAGACGGCGACACCUACCAUGCAGAAGACGGCGGUACCCACCGCGCAGAAGCCGGCGGUACCCACCAGCCAGAAGACGGCGGUACCUACCGCGCAGAAGCCGGCGGUACCCACCGCGCAGAAGCCGGCGGUACCCACCGCGCAGAAGCCGGCGGUACCCACCCCGCAAAAAAUAGUUGUGCCUACCACUCAGAAGACCGCACCAACUGUGCAGGAGGCAGUUGUGACAAAUCCAACAGUGCAGAAGGCAGUAGAGACACCGACCCCUAUGCCCGGAAAUGAGGACUCCAAACUCACUGUACUGAAGGCAGAAGUGCUUAAUCCCACUGUACAAAAGGAAACCUUGGUACCUACACUUACCCCUCAAACUGAGCAGAAAGCGGAAGCAUCACCUACGCCCAAAACUGCCAAAGAUAAGGAUUCCAUAGCACCAGUGUCUUCCCCUCCCUUUGAAGAGACCCCACGAGAUUCUGUUGACAAGGAUCAGUGUGAAGAAAAGCCUGCUGUUGCUGAGAUUAAACCGGCAUCCCCAGAGGUCAAGACAGAGGGCACGACAACAACAGAGUCCUCUGACUCUGUGGUCGUGCAAUCAGCAGAUAAUAGCAGUCCCCUCUCUGACACAUGUCUGCAGAAAGAGAUAAAAAAACUAAAGGAGGCCGACAAAGAUGACAAUCAAACCACCACUGAUGCAGGGCAGAAGCACUUUGGAGCGGUGACCUGCGGUGUGUGUGGGAUGCUGUAUUCUGCUGCCAACCCGGAGGAUGAGUCCCAGCACCUGCACUUCCACAACCAGUUCAUCAGUGCUGUCAGAUAUGUGGGGUGGAAGAAGGAGAGGAUUCUGGGAGAGUACCCCGAUGGCAAGAUCAUCCUUGUCCUUCCAGAUGACCCCAAAUAUGCACUGAAGAAGGUUGAGGAGAUCAGAGAGAUGGUGGACAAUGACCUGGGCUUCCAGCAGGUGGAGACCAAGUGUCCCUCCCAGACCAAAACCUUCCUGUUCAUCUCCAAUGACAAGAAGGUGGCUGGGUGCCUGAUCGCUGAGCAUAUUCAAGAGGGCUACAGGGUGAUCGAGGAGGCGGUACCCGAGGGCUCGGAGGGAGAGAAGGUGAUGUUUGAGCGUCAGAGAGCCUGGUGUUGUUCCACUGACCCAGAGCCAGCCCUCUGUGGCAUCAGCCGCAUCUGGGUCUUCAGCAUGAUGAGACGGACGGGCAUCGCCUCGCGCAUGAUCGAGUGUCUCAGGAACAACUUCAUUUACGGCUCCUACCUGAGCAAGGAGGAGAUUGCCUUCUCCGACCCAACGCCCGACGGGAAGCUUUUCGCUACACACUACUGCGGCACCUCGCAGUUCCUGGUUUAUAACUUUGUCAGUGGGACUCGGUCAGACCAACCGAGUCUUAGCGUGGUGUAAGUAAUCGCAUCAAGGUGGAUUUAUUGCUGAGGCUCAGUGAGACUUGCCCUCACCAACUAACCAACCAAUCUCUGGAUCUUGUCGUGGGGACAGCCUGUCACAAGCACAUUGUGGUUCUUUUAGACUGAAGAGUUAAGACUCAGACUGACUCUUCUGAGGGGGACAUCUUGGUUUUUAAUCUCAGGUUGACAACAACAACUUGUUGUUUGAAAAAUAUUUAAAUUCUCCCUUUAAUCCCUGCAUAGUAUUUUGAGACAAAUAAUAUUUUUCUUUAUGUUUUUUAAAUAAGAAACAAGCGUUUUAUUGGAAGUAUUAAAGCGUUUACAUGCAUGAAACUUGACAGCAAUAGAAUACAAAGAGCAUUUCACAAUUUAUAAUUUCCAAAAAUCGGAGAGAUACACUACAUUUUACUCAAACGGUUCUAAAACAAUGCUGUGGUCCUGUUCUAAUAAUGCAUUGAAUUCAUUUUAGCCUCUUAAAUCAGGUUAAAAGUUGCUGUACUAAGGUCAAGACUUAUUCCUCUUGUGUAGGGGAUGUUCUUGCACACAUCAUGUUCAUCAUCUCUUGACAUUUCAUGCAGUGAUAUUAUGACCACAGGUCAUUAUGAGGUUCCAUUAUGUGAUGGGGUACAUUGCUAAACUCAGCAAGAAAAGAAACGUCUUCUCACUGUCAACUGUGUUUAUUUUCAGCAAACUUAACAUAUGUAAAUGUCUGUAUGAACAUAACAAGAUUUAACAACUGAGACAUAAACUGAACAAGUUCCAUAGACAUGUGACUAACAGAAAUGGAAAUGGAAUAAUGGAAUAAAAAUGGAAAUGGAAUAAUGUUUCCCUGAACAAAAGGGGGGGGGGUUAACAUCAGAAGUAACAGUAUCUGGUGUGGCCACCAGCUGCAUUAAGUACUGCAGUGCAUCUCCCAUGGACUGCACCAGAUUUGCCAGUUCUUGCUGUGAGA